Acipenser ruthenus (sterlet) is the source of this 13874-nucleotide messenger RNA. Its product is annotated as nuclear factor 1 C-type. The record is from RefSeq and is a predicted model, not a curated record. NCBI's taxonomy places the organism in Eukaryota, Metazoa, Chordata, Actinopteri, Acipenseriformes, Acipenseridae. Gene Ontology annotation, biological process: regulation of transcription by RNA polymerase II. Gene Ontology annotation, molecular function: RNA polymerase II cis-regulatory region sequence-specific DNA binding; DNA-binding transcription factor activity, RNA polymerase II-specific. The coding region runs from base 747 to 2351 and encodes 534 amino acids. The transcript has 12 exons. Gene Ontology annotation, cellular component: nucleus.
GGUCUUGUUUCUUUUCUCUGUUUUUUUAGCCCCUCCAUACACCGGACCGUAAACAUAUAUAUGUAUAUAUGUAUGUAUUUAAAAAAAAAAAAAACUACGCCAUCAAGCGCAGCACUAACACAUUACCCCCACCCCAUGCUACCUCCGCGGUCUCUCUCUCAUGUAUUCCGUCUUGAAGACGAUCGUAACAUCUCCUUACAAGACUUGCAUCGGGUCGUUUUGUUUGCAGGACACCGAAAGAUGUUUCUCCUAAAACAUAUAUACACAAAUAUACACCGAAUCUGAAAUAACAAGCCGGGGACCAAGGAUAUAGCGUUGCAUUGUUAUGUAUGCUACGCGCUACAACGCCACAGCAAGCCAGACUGCACCAAAGACACAGCCUCCUUCUAACUGAACAUUGCAUUUCAUAACAAGAUCUGAUUUUUUUUUUGAUGUCCUCCUGUACCUUUUGUUGAAACGGGGGGCUCGGAUCGAAUUGAAUCUUCAGACCUCGCACUGGGUUCUCGAUUGUUAUUAUCGUUUUUUUUGCCCGUGUUUGUUUUUCCAUCGAAGAUUGGAGAUUUCUUUGCGAAGAGAAAUGGAUGACUGAUAAAUACAAAAAAAAAAAAACUAAUAAUAACAAUAAUAAUUAAAAAAGCCCCAGCCGGAUCGACGAGAUGACCAGAGACUGAACUGCGGUGCUGCAAAAGGCAUUUUUAGCUGCAACUUUUUUCUUGUGUGUGUGGUUUUUUCAGUCUCCCUUGGCAAUGGAUGAGUUUCAUCCCUUCAUCGAGGCUCUUCUCCCGCACGUCCGUGCCUUCGCCUACACCUGGUUCAACCUGCAGGCCCGCAAACGCAAGUACUUCAAGAAGCACGAGAAGCGGAUGACCAAGGACGAGGAGCGAGCGGUCAAGGACGAGCUCCUCAACGAGAAGCCGGAGGUCAAGCAGAAGUGGGCGUCUCGGCUGCUGGCCAAACUCCGCAAGGACAUCCGGCCUGAGUGCCGUGAGGACUUUGUGCUCUCCAUCACGGGGAAAAAGACUCCCUGCUGCGUCCUCUCCAACCCCGACCAGAAAGGCAAGAUGCGGCGCAUCGACUGCCUGCGCCAGGCUGACAAGGUGUGGAGGCUGGACCUGGUCAUGGUCAUCCUGUUCAAGGGGAUCCCACUGGAGAGCACGGACGGGGAGAGGCUUAUCAAAGCUGGUCUGUGCACCAACCCCAUUCUCUGUGUGCAGCCCCACCACAUCAGCGUAUCUGUCAAGGAGCUGGACUUAUACCUGGCUUACUUUGUACGGGAAAGAGAAUCCGAGCAGAGCAGCAGUCCUAGAACCAGGAUUGGCUCAGACCAGGAAGACAGUAAUGCAGCCACGAUGGAUGCCCCAGAGUUUCAGGACAGCUUUGUGGCUUCAGGAGUUUUUAAUGUAACAGAACUGGUUCAAGUCUCCAGAAGUCCAUGUUGUGUACCCACAGCCCCAGUGGUGACGGGGACAGGCCCAAACUUCUCCCUGGGGGAGCUCCAGGGGCACCUGGCUUAUGACUUGAACCCUCCGGGGGCAGGCUUGAGGAGGACCCUGCCCAGCACCUCAUCCAGCGGGAGUAAAAGGCACAAGUCUGGCUCCAUGGAAGAUGACAUUGACACUAGCCCAAGUGGAGAGUACUACACCUCUCCCAACUCCCCCGCCAGCAGCAGCAGAAACUGGCCUGACGAGAUGGAGGGGGGUUGUUCAGUCAGGAUUUACCGGGAGCUCUUCAAUCCCAGCCUCAUCAUGUCAACGUCUCCUGUCAAAUACGGAAUCUCUCCCACAGUGAAGAAGACUGAGAUGGACAAGUCUCCCUUCAACAGCCCGUCUCCACAGGACAACUCCCCGCGGCUCAGCAGCUUCACACAGCACCACCGGCCCGUCAUCGCCGUGCACAGCGGGAUCUCCAGAAGCCCACAUCCUUCCUCAUCUCUGCAUUUCCCCACUACCACCAUCCUACCCCAGACAGCGUCCACGUACUUCCCCCACACGGCCAUCCGCUACCCCCCACACCUCGGCACCCAGGACCCCCUCAAGGAUCUCGUCUCGCUCGCCUGCGACCCGUCCAAUCAGCAGCCGGGAUCGUUAAACGGCAGUGGUCAAGUUAAAGUGCCCAGCCACUACAUUUCCUCACAGAUGCUGGCACCGCCACCUCCCCCUGGCAUGUCCCGACUGACGUUACCACCCGACACCAAAUCUGCCACGACCACCACAGAGGGAGGAGCGAAUUCUCCAACAUCACCUACUUACUCAGCCCCCGGCACGCCCCCUGCCAACCGUUCCUUUGUAGGAAUAGGACCCCGGGAUCCUGGGACCAUCUAUCAGGCACAGUCCUGGUAUCUGGGCAACUGAAUGCUGCGGAUAACCCUUAGAGAACGGACACAGAUUUGGGAUUUUGUGUGGGGGGGAAAAAUUGUGAAAGAUGCAAGAGGGGAUAUAUUUAAAGAUACUUCAACUCGCCUUUAAGAAAAAGAGGAAUGACAAAGAAGAGGAAGGCGGGAGAGAGAAAAGAAAAAAAGAAAAAAGGUGCAGAAACACUAUCACCCGAGCAACAUCUUUCAGAGAACAACAGUCUUCAGUCUCACAUCUUCCCUGGGCUGCUUGUAUAAGGUGCCACAUUGGUCAUAUAUGCAAAAUGAUAAUCCUUUAUUUUCUUAAAGUAGAAAAAUACUAAUGAUCGUUUUCAAAGUUGCAGAAGUGCAAAGGUAUAGGAACAAUAUGCUACUUUUAAUAGGGGGGGAGGAGAAUAACAGAUGAAAUAUGAUCUAGCCCAAAUAGAGGAAAAAAAAAAAGAUUUUUCAUUAGUUUUCUCAGACAAUCAUGAUUUUUUUUUUUUAACUCAAGUGUAUUAGUUAUUGAUUUUGCAAUUAGUUUUUACUCACUCAUUAAUGAAAUGCUGUCCUUUCUGGGUUUUGCACAGGAAUCUUAUGAAAAUAUAAUGCCUGCGUGUAGCGACUGCUAAUUGUGGUCUCUGUAGGUAGUUGGUGUGUAUGCAUGAUAAGUGCAUCAGUGGCCUGUAUGUACAGUACAAGCACAAAGCCUGCACAUUUCCAGCUUUCUUUAAAACGCUGUCUUGGUGGCAUAACCUGUUCAUUUAAAAGCUGCUCAGUGCAUUUGUAAAUGUUCUGUUCUAAAAAUUUCCAAAUGUAUAUAUUUGCAGGGAUGCCAAUUAAAUAAUCCAGUCUAAUAUUCUGUGUGUGGAUGCUCUGAGCUGUCCAUGCCAGUUUUUAAAUUGUCCUAUGAUGGGCUGUGCAUUAGAGUCAGGCGGUCCGCUUAAAAACCUGGCAACCUUGACUAUAACACAACACAAUAUUCACAAGCCUGCAGCUGCAGUCGGGAUCACAUCUAUUGUAGACACAGUCUGCCGUAUUAGACUUACAAUAAUGCAGUAGCAGCUAUUAACUGGGGUUAUUGUACUACUAUGAAGACAUGUGGGGUAUCAUGUUAAAGGGCAAGAAGCACUCGUUUGACUUUCGUUUGACCUUUUUGCUGCGAUUCCAGCUGGAGGCUGUCGAGCCAGCCUCUGAUGUGUCAGGGUACCUGGUCAGAGGAGAGGAACAAUCCAAGUACAUCAGAGAUUUCAAAAUCAAGGGGACCGAUCAUUUCAAUGGUUCUGGAUCCUGAAAGCCUGUGGGACACCCAGAAAACACCCAGGCUGCUUUUAAAGAAGCUUGAUUGUGUAGGGCUGAAGCAUCUUCAGCCAGUCAUUCACGCGGGGGGUGGAAUCGCUUAGAAAUGUCACCUGAGAGCAAGCUGAUUUGUUAGUCUCCCCGAGUUUCAAGGAGCUUCAGCAAUAGUUGGGAAGAAAUGAGCAAAUUUAGGACUAAACAAUAUGCAAACGUGCUUCUUUGUUCUUUAACGUGGAAACGUCACAAAUUCUAGCAGACAACCACCAUGAAAAAGACUGGACAUGGGGGCCAGCUCUCCCUAGCCUCAGCCGCUUGCAGGUUUGACUGUUGCUAUAGGAACUUGCAAUCUGGUGCCUUGGCAUCAUGCAACCAGAUUAUCGUCAGCUGGGUAUCGUAAAACCUGACCUUCACGCAGUCAAUAUCAAUAACAUUCAUCAGUAAUAUUUAUAUGGUUUAAUAAGGGCCAGUGCUGUAAUAUCAGGGCCCUCUUCACAAAGCCUGUGUGUUAUUGGGAACAGGGCCCAGUAUUUCAGUCAAGGGGAUGUCAUUUCCUUUUAAACCAUGAUGUAACCAACACCCUUCUCAAGGGUUAUGAAGUAGAAAAGCACUAGCCAGGUAUUAUUCUUUACAGUACAUUUGAAACAGAGGUGCCGUUGUAUCCCUCUGUUGCUAGGAAUACUGUUACAUUUAUUUCGGUGAUGCAGAGUAUAAAGACAUUUACACAGCUGACUCAUUUUGUCAGGGCAGUAUCCCACCACACUAUGUCAAAACAUCAGAGCUGUCCAACCACUAUGAACCACACCAGUGACCCUGCAAAAACACAAAUCAUAUGCAAACGUUUACGUGAGCAGACUGUAAAAUCUGAACUGAACGCGACACGAAGCAACAACACUGAAAAACAGAUGGCGCUUGCAUCAGGCUUUUAUAAUGGCUGUUUGCAUAGGACUCAUAAACUUGCUGUAUACACUGUAGUGGUAUUAAUAGGAGGAUCAAUAAAUCGCACCAGCAAGAAUAAUGAAAGGUAUGUUUGCAGGUAUUAAGACCACACACCUUGAUCGCUAUAUUGUUAAUUCAGCUGUAAAACACCGGGUUUUGUUGUGGGUGAUGAAUAGCAAAAAGAAUGUCAUUUUCGGUGACCAGCUACAGUUGAUUGGUUUAAGCAGUUUUCGUUACAUAAUGAAAGGUCAUUGGUUGGACAGCCUUGUGAUGUAUUACUCAGUAGUUUGCACCAUGGGAAGAAUCCUUAGGCUUGUAAAGGUUUCUACACUGUGGGAGGCACUCAAUCCCUAUUAGUUGCACCUAUUCUAUUUCACCAGUGAGUUUGUAAUUUAAGAAUCCUUACUUAUAUUUUACGUUUUUAAAAUUCCCGGUUUUAGUAGUAACCCCCCCCCCCACCCCCCCCCCCCACCCCCCUCGUUUCUCAGCGUUCCGUUUCCAUAUUCAACAAUCCCUCGUUCUGGUUGAUGUAUUCAGUAGAGUAGUUUGCAGGUUUUGCAUGACAGUGGCGACUCCUAAUGAAACCUGUGUGUAAUGGUGCAAGAUCGCGAGUUGCUGCAGUAUUAGGUGUAAAAAAAAAAAAAGUUAUUUCCAUUGUUUGUUUUUUUUAAUAAUUUUUUUGUAGUAUACAUUUCUUUGAAAAUGAAAGGCAUUGCACUACUAUUUAGAUGACUUCUUUAGCAGCUACGAUUUUUUAUUUGUGGAUAAUCAGAAUAGAUUUUUUGUAGAUUUUUUUUUUUUUUUUGGCGGGGGGGGGGGGGGGGGGGGGUAUAUUAGAAUGUCCACUUUCUUAAGCUAUACAAGGUCGGAAAUGUUUUUCACGUGCCCUUAAGUUCUAGAUACAGCUAUAUAGCUCUAGAUAUGUAUAUCAAAUAUCUAUGCAUUCAUGCGAGUUUCCAGUACACAGAACCGCACCGGAUUUGGAAGUAUAGGACCCCGCGGAUUGCCAGCCGCAUUGGUUAGACCCAGGCGAGUUUUUUUUUGUAAUAUACUUUCCAGUUCAAUGUGUCUCAAAAGAUGUGGAAGCCAACGAGGCAAGUGCAAUCAGAACUACCAACUAUUUUAUAGAAGGUCCACUAACCCCAGGACUGUAAUUGCAGGGGUUUUUAAACUUGUAUUUGAUUUUUCGCAAAGCGAUUAUUUAGUUAAAUAAGUGCCCCCCCCCCCCCUCCCCUUCCCCUUGUGUAAGAACAGAACAUAGAUGCCUUAGUCAAGAAUGAGAUUGUUCUGAGUGUUCUUUAUUAUUAAUGAUGCUCUGGUUUAGGGUAAGACAGUUUUGCCGUACCGUGUAUUGUUUUGUUUUUGUUUUUAAAGAGAGAAUAUUCGAUAUGAACUAUCUAGAAAAAUGAAGCAGUGAUGCAAGGCUACAUGCGAUAUCUCGCACAUAGGGUUAAUUCCGCGUUCUGUGCGCUGGCGUGUUUAAAAGUUGUUUAUGACAGUAGGGGGCGCCAUUGGGGCCGUAAUAGUUUGUCAGGCAACACGAGAUACUGAAGACUAGUUAUAUCAAACCCAGUCGUUAGUCACGAAAAGUGCCUAUGAAACAGCAGGAUUAUUUUUUUUUAAAAAGCUGGCAGUUCAUUAGCCCUAUAUUGACAAAUACUACUUUUAACUCAUUAAGCACCGUUGUCCUCGUUUGAGGACAGGCUACUUUUUAAUUUUUAGGAGCGUUUUUAAUUGACAAUCUACCUGGUAUUUUAUUUUUCUCUUUAACUAUAUUGUUAUGAGAACUUCUCUGAUUGUCUACAUUCUAAACAUAAAGUAUCAAAUGACAGAAAUAGAGCUUGUGUUCUGAUUUGGUACUUAACGGGCCAAUGCAGCAGUCGCUCAAACCUCAAACGUUGGUCUCUGACUCGAGACCGGUGAAGCGGAAACCAUGAAAAUAUCGGGUUAACAUUAACAGUAACGAAAGGGGGUUGAAAAAGAGAAACGGUGUGGAGCACACGAGUCACACCCUGUUUCAGUUCGAUCUUUUAUACCCUUUUCUAACAGGAGUCUCGAUCAGACAUUUCGAAUUUAAAAAACACGACAAACAGUAAACUGAGCCCUGUACUCGUGCUUUUAGUGCUAACAUAAUCAAACUGACACAUAUCAUAUAUAUAUAUAUAUAUAUAUAUAUAUAUAUAUAUAUAUAUAUAUAUAUAUAUAUAUAUAUAUAUAUAUAUAUAGUCUUUAAACCGCUUUUAAACAAGUAUUGUCCAUCCACGCUGGUUAUUUUUUGAUAACCCACCGCUAUGCUACUACAAACUUUAUCAGUAAAGACUACUGCACCCUAGACUUGUAUUUAUUAAUAGAAUACAAAUUCUCAUUGCAAAGGUGCAGAGACAAAAUAAAUAAAUAAAUAAAUAAAUAAAUAAAUAAAUAAAUAAUGCAUGGUGCUUUCAACAAGAAAUCAUGUAAUUUGCCGGUGUGCGUGUGUGUGCGCGCAUGGCAGAUUGGUCCUUCAGUCGACUACCGCACCCCCGGGCCCCCUUUUCAAAAUCCUCGAGGCCUGUUUUGUUUUUCUUUUUUUUUUCCUGUUGUUUUACUUUCCUCUGUUUUGCACGAGAUUUUUUAUACCACAUUACGUGCCUUGCCUUUGAAAAAAAAAACAAAAAAAAAACUUGUAAUCAAUUUCACUGAACAAACAGAUGGGAGAAAAACGCAUGUGUGAUUGCUUGUCAUUUAACAGAAAUUGCCAUUUGUAAAAUAUAUAUAUAUAUAUAUAUAUAUAUAUAUAUAUAUAUAUAUAUAUAUAUAUAUAUAUAUAUAUAUAUGAAAAAGGGGUUUUUAAUUUCAUAGGAUAUUCUAGUGGCACUUAACAGUAUUGGGAUGUGUUGUUUUUUAAAAAAAAAUCUAUUUGUUUUGCCAUUACAUAGAAUCAUUGCUUCAUUGUGAAAUCAAUUGUUGUUCUUAAAUGGUUUUCCCCAUACUUGUCUUCCAGCUUAUAUAUUGUAAUAAUAUAUGAAAAUAUGCAAUACCAGUUUUGUCUGUAAUGAUAGAAGCACUUAUCUAUGGUAAAUUGUGUUUUUUGGGUUUUUUUUUUUUUAGCUAAUACACAGCAACUACAAAAUUACGUUUUUAUUUUUAGUUGGAAUUGACCAAACUGGGCGCUGCGCUCUAUGCAGUUAGAAAGGUCCUUACCCUAAAAAAGACUGAAGUUUGAUUUUUAUCAUUUUUUGUAUUGUGAGAGGGCAAAUCCCAUACAGUUCAAAGGUCAAGGGUUAAUAAUUGAGGGAGGGAAGAGUAGGAGAGUCUGUGAGGCACUGUGCUGGUCCAAUCAGUUUUGAGGGCUCCUUUUUUAAUUUUAAUUUUCCAAGCACAGUCGUUUAUUUCAAUUUCUUGCAAACAAUAGCAAAGAUGCUACAGGGAGAUACCCAGCAGAGCAAACUGGAGCACACUGCGUCCUUGCUGGGUCUCCUUGUGUUACUUUGAUUGUAUCUCCGCUCUUGAGCUCUGGAAAGAACGUUUUUGUCGAUGGCCACCUCUCAGAGUUAAACCCGUCAACUGAAAAGCUAAUAUACUGGAUUUACUGGAAACCAGUGAGGAUAAGCUGAAUUCAGGAGAACUGAUACCUGCACUUGUGUCAGCCUUGUUUUAGAAAAAUGACUUUGCUGGGUGUGAAUUAAUUCUAAUGCUAGAUCUUGGUUUCCUGUCAGCAUUCACUUCCUGUGUUGCAUGUAAUAGCGCCCCACUUAUUAAGGCUGGUUCAUACUUCCAGUUUUUGACGUUGUGCGACGCGACCAGCUGGAGCUCACAAAAAUUCAGCUUUGGAGACCAGCUUUGCUUGAAUUGCCAGUCGCACGACUAGAGGGAGUAGAAAUCUUCCACGGUGACAGUUGCACGAUGGAAGUAGUCUUAAGACCCUCCUGCAACUCAGGAACUGAAUAAACAGAGAAAACUGAGUUCCGCCUUCAGACCUGUAGGUUUGUGGUGAAAUGGCUUCACCCAUGUCAAAAGAGGAAAUCAUUAGCAGUAAAAAUGUAUCCAUAAAUCUGCAUGGAUUUAAUCAGGGGGCUUUAGCAUUUUGGCAACAGUUUCUGGGCUUCUAAAAACUUGCUAACUUUCAAAGACCCAGUGGGGUCUUUUGGCCCAUUCUUACAUAAAUUUAUGGUCAAAUUUAGAUUUUUAUUUAGGAUUAUUGUGUUUUUUCUUUUCUUUUUUUUGUCGUUGUUGUUUUUGAUUGUGAUAGAGUUAAAAACACCUCUCCCCCAGCUAGGGCUGACACAGUCGUCAGCCUCGUAUUUUUUAUUUUCUUUAUGAUUAACUUGAUCUGCAGAUCUUAUGUUAUGCACUAUGAGUGGUAGAAAAUCUUUUCCAGGUCACAAGACAAAUUCUUUCCCAAGAACGCAACCUCUUCAGUUCCAAUUGCACUAUUACCAGCCAGACAAAAGUGCUUCACGACUCACAGGCUUGUUUUUACUGUUGGCUUGAGCUGUUCAUCGAAGAAGCUUUUUUUUUUUUAAUUUUUUGCUUUGUCUUUGACAGCUCUUUUGAGAUUGUACAUAGAGGAUAAAACAAAAACUAGAGAAUUAACAAAGCAAUAGAUUCAGGGGGUUUGGCAAGGCAGCGUAGUUGAAUGCUUCUUGUGCCUGGGGAGGGCAGUAGUGAGGAGGGGGGGUCGGGGGGGGGGGUGUGACAUUUCUCCAAGCUCUUUUCUAUGUUGUGUGAAAGGCUGUCAGACUAGGGAGGGGUGUGGGGGCUGGGAUAGGAAAAGACUAUGUUAUUUGUAAGAUGUAUAGUUUUGUUAAAUACAAUUUACCUAAUCUACCCUGUUUGUAAGAUGACAAAAAAAAAGAAAUACGAUAAAAAAAAAAAAAAAAAGUACAAAAAAAAAGUUCCAUUACACUGGCUUACAAGAUUGUUUAGCAUUAUGUACCAUUUUUAGACUUUCUUGGUGACAUCAUUGGGUUCUGCAGUUUAAAAGUUUACACAGUAAUCCAAACUACAAAAAAAAUAGAUUUUUUUUUUUAACGGUUUUGCAUAUUCAGUAUAAGGCUACUGAUGCAAGAGCCAAUGUACACAGAGAACAAAGCAAAAUCCUGGAGAAAUGUCAUGUUUAUCUUCAUAAGAAAAACAAACAGGUGUUUUAAGGAGUGUUUUACCUACAAGCAGCUUUUAAAAAAAAUUUUAAAACCACAAGAAAAAAAAAAAAAAAUUAGCAACUAGUUGAUUUGUAAGCGCUUAGCAUGACGAGAGUUUGAGAAAGGGGUGUUUUUUGUGUACUUUGUUGUAGGGCUGAGAGAAAAGGCCAUGUGAACUGUUAUUAUGCAAUGUACAGUCUUGUUUCUGCAAUUGACAAUGCGAUGCUCUGUAGAUAUUGUUUACAUGCCUGUCUUAAGACUUGACGAUGACAGCUCCCAUACUCCACUGCUGCCCCUGUCGACAUAACAGAAGGCCUUUUAAGAAGGCGUUCUUGACAACCCAUCAGCCACACAAGCAAGAGAAAAUGCUGCCAAUACUCCGCAAGCAACUUUGAUAUUGUUAUACAGGGCGUGAGGUGAGGGAGGGGUGUGUCGGUGGGCCACUAAGCCAUUUUACUUCGUUCUUGUUUUAGCUGACAUGUAAGAGCGACACUACUUUUCCAGUUUAAACCAGGCUACGAUUAGCAGUCCCACACUUCAGCGAAUUACAUUAAAGUGGUUUGCGUCGCUGUAUUGUUUACUCAAGGAGGCCUCCUCGCCUGUAGGUGGCGAUGUUGGCUGCCUCAUUAAUCCAGAUGUCCAUGAGCACUUAGUUAAAUAUAAUUCCCGUUCCACCAAGACGUUAAUAUUGUCUAAUAUGUUAUACAUGCCACUAGAAGACCCUAGAUCUAUACAUAUAGUUUUAAGACUUUAUAUCAUGCACUAAGAAAAGAAAAAACCCUCAAUGUGACAAUCUUAUGUUAAAAAAACUUUUACAGUAGGUAAAAAUAAAAAAAAAACUAUAUAGGAUGUAGGAUCAAAUUGAGGAAAACACUACAUUCAAACUAGAUCUAAACUGAAGCACGGCAUAAUUCCAGGUAAUGUGAUUUAAAUGGAAAGGCUCUUAGUUCCUGUCACGCUCACCCACAAACUCAGUUCCCCACCACAAGCCCUGUGAGAAUUUGCACUGUUCCACACUUCCUUCUUCGAUAACAAUAACGCCUCACAGGGGCGCCCCCUGGUGGAGCAGUGGGACGCUUGCCAUCGUCAAGUGCCACAGCAUUAGUGAAGCCAACACCGUUCGUUAGGUCAAGGUGCAGGUUUUAUUGUCAUUUGUACAACUUGAGACAGACUAAGAACAAGAAAUCAAUACGGGAUUUCACAGACCCGUAUUCCAAGAUGUGCCAGUUGCUUCAGUUAGCCUGAAGGGAAUAUGCAAAUCCCAUCGCCGUUUCUCCAUUAUCCAUUUCUUUUUUUUGUUGUGUGAUCUUUCUUCCUUAUUUUGUUUUCACAACACAAGGCAUGUCAUGGCCAUGUACACUUGCAGAUUGCACUAGAUAUACUGGUAUUGAUGUUUCAUGUCACAAAUCUUCACUCAAGUUGUGAAUCUCCAGAAAUAUCUUUAAAAUGUGUACCUUAAGCAGAGAUUGAGAGGGGAGGGAGGGGGAAGGGGAAGAGAGAGAGAUAAUUCAAGCAGUUUUUGUUUUUUUAAUGGAACGGUAACAGGACUACCGAAGUGAGGUAGCCAGUCCUCUUUUUUUUUUUUUUUUUUUUGCAGGCUGUUGCAGAUUUUAUUUUGGUUUAUCGGACUGGGCUGGCAAAUGCAUUUGCUUGUAUCAAUCGUUGACAAUCAUAACAGCAGUCUGCAUUUUGCUUUGCCUUGUUUACAAGAAUGUGGUAGUGCUGCAACCAGCCCAGUUCAAACAGCUGGUGAGUGAGAGAGAGAGCUGAGAGAGAGCUGAGAGAGAGCUGAGAGAGAGCUUCAAUGCGCAUUCACCUUGAGAUGUAUUCCAUCUGUGGGAAUGUUUAUAUGUCGAGAAAAAUCGCUUUUAUUGGGAAAGACUUUUCCACGCCUGUCACUAAAAAAAAUAUAUAUAUAUUUAUAAUGAAUUGGUCAAAAAAAAAAAUAUAUAUAUAUAUAUAUAUAUAUAUAAUGUGUGGGGAAAAUGGUAAUUUGCAUCCAAAUUUAUUUUUAAUGUUGACAUACAAACCUUGAAUGCCUAAAAGGUAAUUCAGGUUUAUCUCUGAAUCUCCACAUUCAGCCUAAUCUUCAAUAAUUUGGAUUGGCAAUAGUUACUUGUAGCAGGAAUGCGUUUCUUUUGGUUAUUUUCUUCAAAGUGUAAUUUAAAGGGUGACUAUGCAAAUGAAGAUGUAACCAAAAGCCUGCUCCAGAAGCAAAUCAUGGUUUAAAGUACAGAGUGUGUUUCCUAAAUGCGAGCUUGGAAGGAGGUUUUUGGAAAUGGUCCUCCAAACUCAAGGGCUAUAUACCCAGUCUUUUCACAAUAACUCUCCUUUGCCUCAAAAAGCCGUUGCUCUUAAAGGGGGUGUAAAUAGAAGCAAAUUCCAGGCUUCUUGUUUUGUGGUGACUGUCGAACCCGGCGCGGCGAUCAAGCAACAAUAUCAUUAAGCCAGUCCCUUCAACAGUUGCCAGAACAGGUUGUGUUAACAUUGCCUUUUUGUUGUGUUGCUGUUUGGAGAUAGCAGUGAGGUACAGCUUGGGCAGGGGGCUGUACAAUGUCAACCCAGAUCACAACCUUAAAUUGAUCUAGGCCUCGCGUUCUUACCAAGCCAGAGGCUAGAUAUCAGAACGUUGCACAUUUCUAACUGUUCUGGUGUAUUUGGUGCUAUAGGGAGAUUUUCCUUCUGGGGUCAUUGUCAAAGGCAGUCUAAUGCUACCCUGAAAAUACCAUCUGUCAAAAAAAAUAUAUGUAGUCAGAAUGGACAAACAAUUGGCACGUGAUUUAUAUAAGCAUUAUUUUCAGACACAAACACAUUGUAAUGAGUUAUUCAUCCAGACUUCCAGCUUGUGGGUUUAUUAAAUAACUCUUUGUUGAUCUUUUUAGGAUGGAUUUAAACUUAAUAUUGAGGAAAGCAUGGACCCCCCCCCCCCCCCAAUCCAUUUCUCAUUUGGUUGGGGUAGCAUUAGAUUCCACUAGGCCUUGUUGUCGUGGCAACUGCAAGCAAUCAUUUGAAGAAGCAAUCCUUUGUGCCGCGGUUCCAUUUCAGAGCCAGAGUCUUGUUAUAAAAUCUGCUUUACGGAAUGGCCAUAUGCUCAGCAGACUUUUUUUUUUUUUUUCUUUUUCGAUAAUAUAAUAAUAAGCCAGCAGGAAAAAAAAAAAAUUAUAUAUAUAUAUAUAUAUAUAUAUAUAUAUAUAUAUAUAUAUAUAUAUAUAUAUAUAUAUAUAAAAGAAAUACCAAAAAAUAAUUUCAACAAGCAGUGCCUGUCAUUUUACUGCUGGUUUCUCUUUUUUAUCUAUCCAUUAAUAUAUAUAUAUGUAUAUGUAUAUAUAUAUAUAUAUAUUAUUCGUCAUGAUAAACAGGGCUCGAGGCUAUUCAGGGAUUCACCCUGUUCCGUGGUAUUUCAUUCACUCUGUUUAUUAAGUCCUGUAAACUUGUGUUGUGAUGAUAUGUUCUGUCAAUAAAUGCUUGGAGACACAACAGGCUAAUUCAGUUGCCUUUUGUGUCUUGUACCUUAGAGGCCUGGGUUCGAAGCCAGCUCAAGUAAAACAAAAAUUGUGUUCAAUAUAUAUAUUUCUUUUUUGUUUAAACUCUUCAGCUCUAAAUCUCUGGAACUCACGAGUAAUUAAAAAUGACUCCCUAUCAUAACAAUACAAGUGUUUUAUUUUUAAAGCAUGCUGUUUUCAUUUCUCAACGUGUUUUCAAAACAUGAACUGUUUGAAAAGGAGGAAAGGUCGGAGGGAGGUUUUCGAGAUAUUUCUCGGAGAACAAUGACGCAGUGUUAACUUUUAGGGUUUUUUCUUUCUCAUUAUACUUUUACAAAUAUUACUAUAGUAGUGUAUCAUUUAUCGCUUGCUUGCUGCACAGACAUACACACUACAUGCCAGUGAACAACAUGUGGCUGUUUAGUUUGCACGUUGCAGAAAAUAAAUCUGGCUGAUAUAACUGUAAACAGCAUUUAGAUUUUCUUUACAUUUGUUUUUGUUGUUGCAAAAAUGCUAAAUUUUUAGAAAUCAAUUUAAAAGCACCGCAUUGCAGACUUCCAGAGGCAAGAGCCUUUUUCUUUCCUGUUGUCAGUUGGUGAGUCUUUGCAUGAACUAAAUUACCACUUGUUUUUCAACUGGUGUGCAAAAAAAAAACAAAACAAGAAAAAAAACAGCUUUGACAAUAUUUGAUUAUAUCAUUGUAUUCAG